GUUAUGCAAAAGCUCUUUGCUCUCAAGAAAAGGUCUCGUACUCUUCAUUUCCGGCGACCAAACUGUAUCUUUCUCCAUUAUCACAACUCUUAAAAGAUACACAGCCCUUUCCCACACCACACUGUAUGUAUGUGUUACCACGGCAAAUUCAAUUGAUGGCUCUCUACCCAUUGCCAUCCGCCAUUAUACUCAACAAACUCAUUAUUUCCUCAACUUCUUCUCUCCACUUCACUUGCCGCUUUUCCCCCAAACCGCUCAUUCCUUCUCUCUUCUCCACCACCACCGCCGCUGCCACAACGUCGUCGUCAACACUAUUUCAACACCAUUCUUAUGGCCCUUCACUCUACAAAGGCCACAAAAAACACCAAAACACUGAUAACUUCGACGAAGAGAAUUUCACUCGAGUCUUCGAUAUAACCGCUUUACGUGUCCCUUCAGAACACUGCUUCUCCCUUGAAAGCAAAUUACGAGGCCACCUCUUAAAUUGGCCGCGCAUUCGUAACAUUGCUAGGGUUCCCGGUGACGAUAUUGAUGACGAAUUAAAGGAAUUUAUCGGAAACAAUAAUGAUGCUGAAACCCUAACCGCAUUGGAGCGAAGAAUUUAUGGAAAAGCUGAAGGAGAUGGAGAGAAAAUGUGUUCGGUGUUGUACAGAGAUAAACUUGCCAGAACUUUCAAUUCGACAGGAUAUGUGAAGUUUCAGAAUUUGGCUAAGUUAUCUAGGCCGAAGAAGAGUAAGAAGAAGAGAGAGGAAGAGGAGGGAAGUGGAAGACAGCGGAAAGGGUUAGGGAGAAAUGAGAUGGCAUUGGUGGAGGUGGUUGAAGAGGAGGGGAGUGGAGAUGAGGAUUUGAGUGGGUUAUUGGGAGAUGAUUUUAUUAGAAGAAGAAAAUGGAGUGGAUCGACGAGGUUAUUGCUAUUGGAUGAGAGGUACGCAAACAAGGGGAUAGAGGAAUUGCCUGAGGCCAUUAAGGCAGUCCUCAAAGAACACAAUGAGGAAAGUACAAGAUUAAGUUUUGAAAUUGUGAGAUGCAAGUUGACAUUAUUUUACAAUUAUUGGCAAAUGAAUGAGGUCUUAGAGGUCUUGCUUCCACAAGGCAUGAUUGUUCCUUCAGCUUUUGAGACUGUUGGGCAUAUUGCCCAUCUAAACUUGAGAGAUGAACAUCUCCCGCACAAGAAACUUAUCGCAAAGGUAGUUUUGGACAAGAACAAGCCGAAGAUACAAACAGUUGCCAAUAAAAUUGAUGCCAUUCACAAUGACUAUAGAACAAUGCAGCUAGAAGUUUUGGCAGGAAACCAUUCCCUCGUAACCACUGUAGUCGAGAAUGGACUCUAUUUUGAUGUUGAUUUAGCAACAGUAUAUUGGAAUUCUAGGCUGGCAACUGAAAGACAGAGGCUUCUUAGUUGCUUCACCCAUGAUGACGUUGUCUGUGAUGUUUUUGCUGGGAUUGGUCCCAUUGCAAUAUCCGCUGCAAAGAAGGUCAAAUAUGUAUACGCUAAUGAUUUGAACCCUUCUGCUGUUGAAUAUCUAGAAAGAAACUCUGUCCGUAACAAACUCGAGAGGAAGAUUGAGAUUUUUAACAUGGAUGGGAGGAGGUUCAUUGACAGUAUUUUUGUGAGUGAAAAAACUCGGGCAAUUACUCAAGUAGUAAUGAAUUUGCCAAAUGAUGCUGCAGAGUUUCUUGAUUCAUUUAGAGGAAUUUUCGGAAAGAGGAACAAGGGUAGGCAAUUUACCUUGCCAAGGAUCCAUGUUUAUGGGUUUUCAAAAGCUCAGGAUCCUGAAUUUGACUUUCAUGAGCAAAUCAGGAUUGCACUAUCUGAGGUGGCUUUUGAGGUAGAGAUGCGCAAGGUUCGCCUUGUUGCACCAGGAAAAUGGAUGCUGUGUGCAUCAUUUGUUCUGCCUGAGACAGUGGCAUUUUCUAAAUGAACUCUGUAAGUAAUUUUGUAUGGGUAAUUGAGCCAUUUGUCAACAAUUACAUGUGACAGUCCAUCUCAUUUUCCAGAUAAAUUUUUUAUUUAUCAAAAGCAUAUAUAGGAGCAAAAUUAUAAUGAGAAAGCCUUGCUAACUUCCCUUGUA
Molecule: messenger RNA, 2072 nt
Organism: Nicotiana tabacum (common tobacco)
Lineage: Eukaryota; Viridiplantae; Streptophyta; Magnoliopsida; Solanales; Solanaceae
Product: tRNA (guanine(37)-N(1))-methyltransferase 1-like
Biological process (GO): tRNA N1-guanine methylation
Cellular component (GO): cytoplasm
Molecular function (GO): tRNA (guanine(37)-N1)-methyltransferase activity
Source: RefSeq, a predicted model, not a curated record